UCUUCCAAAUCUUGCAAAUUUGAAGAAUUUGUCCGUGGAUUUCGAAGUCAAACCCUCCCUCAAGGUAUGGUGGCUUCUCAACCCAACAAACCAACGAUGAAGGAGGAUGGCGAAGAUGAGAUGGCGGGAUGGUGGGAGAAGGCUGCGAAGAAGCUUAGAGAGGAGGAUGCAGCCAAGCUAAAGAAGAAGAAGGAAGAGGAGCUUGAGAAGGAGAGGAAGCGAAAACAGACUGCGGCAAAUGCGAUGCGCGCUAGGGAGCAAGCGUUGAUGAGGAAAGUUGAGGAGGCACAGAAGAAGCGUCAACAGGAUUUUGAAGAAAGAACCAUGAAGCUUUGGGCAAUUGCAGCUGAAAAAGAAGAGAGGGACAAUCAGAUAUUCAUGGAGAGGGUGGUUAAGGAGGCUCACCUCAUAAGAAAAAGGGAGGAGGAAGAGGAAGAAGAGAGGAAGAAGAAGAAGGGAAAGGGGCCUUGCUCUACGCAAUAGAGCUAUGUCAUCCUCUUCGAUUUGGUUGUGAACUACUAUGUCUCCUCUUCGAUUUGGUUGUGAACUACUAUGUCUCCUCUUCGAUUUGGUUGUGAACUACUAUAUUCCGUGAACUACUAUGUGUCCUCCUCGAUUUGGUUGUAAGAACUACUAUGUGUCGUGAAGUACUAUGUGUUAUGAACUACUAUGUGUCGUGAAGUACUUCGUGCAUAUGUUCUUUUCA
Molecule: messenger RNA, 706 nt
Organism: Triticum aestivum (bread wheat)
Lineage: Eukaryota; Viridiplantae; Streptophyta; Magnoliopsida; Poales; Poaceae
Product: vicilin-like seed storage protein At2g18540
Exons: 2
Coding region: 67-483 (138 amino acids)
Source: RefSeq, a predicted model, not a curated record